This is a messenger RNA of Zingiber officinale, 1302 nucleotides long. Its product is annotated as lysine histidine transporter 1-like. The coding region runs from base 1 to 1080 and encodes 359 amino acids. Gene Ontology annotation, cellular component: plasma membrane. The record is from RefSeq and is a predicted model, not a curated record. NCBI's taxonomy places the organism in Eukaryota, Viridiplantae, Streptophyta, Magnoliopsida, Zingiberales, Zingiberaceae. The transcript has 6 exons.
AUGCACGAGAUGGUUCCCGGGAAGCGAUUCGAUCGGUACCACGAGUUGGGACAAUAUGCUUUCGGCGAGAAGCUAGGCCUUUACAUCGUCGUUCCCCAGCAGCUGAUUGUGGAAGUCGGCGUCUGCAUCGUCUACAUGGUCACCAGCGGCAGAUCCCUCAAGAAGUUCCACGACGUCGUCUGCUCUGACUGCAAGCAGAUCAAGCUCACCUUUUUCAUCAUGAUCUUCGCCUCUGUGCACUUUGUCCUCUCGCAGCUUCCCAACUUCAACUCUAUUUCUGGGAUAUCUCUGGCCGCCGCUGUUAUGUCUUUCAGUUAUUCUACCAUUGCAUGGGUGGCUUCGGUGGACAAGGGGAAGCAGGAGCAUGUGGAAUACGGUUACAAAUCUGAUACACAAGAAAGGACUGUGAUGAGGUUCCUGGCGGCGCUGGGAGAUGUGGCCUUCGCGUACGCCGGCCACAACGUGGUGCUUGAAAUCCAAGCCACCAUUCCUUCCACUCCCGAGAAGCCUUCCAAGAAACCGAUGUGGAAGGGCGUGAUCGUCGCCUACAUCGUCGUCGCCCUCUGCUACUUCCCUGUGGCUUUCGUCGGCUACUGGGCCUUCGGCAACGGAGUCGAGGACAACAUCCUGGUCUCUCUAAGCAGACCGCACUGGCUAAUUGCCAUGGCCAACAUGAUGGUCGUCGUUCACGUGAUCGGAAGCUACCAGAUCUACGCGAUGCCUGUGUUCGACAUGAUGGAGACGGUGCUGGUCAAAAGGCUUCGCUUUCCUCCUGGUCUAACUCUUCGCCUGAUAACACGAAGUGCUUAUGUCGCAUUCACCAUGUUCGUCGGCAUAACCUUCCCCUUCUUCGGCGGACUACUCUCUUUCUUCGGCGGAUUCGCGUUCGCCCCGACCACAUACUUCCUUCCUUGCAUCAUGUGGCUUGCUAUUUACAAACCCAGAAGGUUUAGCUUAUCUUGGAUCACUAAUUGGAUCUGCAUAAUUCUUGGGGUCCUGCUGAUGAUCUUGGCUCCUAUUGGUGCAUUGCGAGACAUCAUCGGAAACAUAAUAGACAAGCAAUACAAGUUCUACCAAUGAGAAAGGCCGGUGUUGACUUGGGAACGAGUUGGGUGGGGAUUCAUAGCGAGGCAAAUUAAAUACCAAGGAAAACGUAAGAGGUACAUAGUGAAAUUAAGUGCAUUGUGUGAUGUCAACAAAUGGGCAAUUGAUUAAAUUAUUGAUCGAGCGAAAAGGUUGUAGCAUUCCAAGUGUCUGGAGUGCGAGUUGUUGUACAAUGAAUGUAUAUUACUUAUGGUACCA